AUGGACCCUUUUAAAGGGCCUUGUCCCCAUCAUAGCAUUCCUGUUGAAAUGGGUGAGACUCUGGACUUGGAACGGCUCCCCCCAUGUGAACACUGUAAUGCACACACAGAGACCGUCAAAAGGCUAGAGGCCCGUGAAUUUGAGCCUCCACAGCGGGCAGCACAACAAGUGGGCUUGAGUAAAUUCCCUGAGAACCAGUAUAAGCACCAGUUUCGCAUUAACUCCCCAGCAGCACCACUCUCAGGACAUGUGAAUGCCCCAUACACAGAAGAUUUUUGGCAUGUUAGCCUAAGACAGAAAGUGCAGUAUAAGCAAGACCCCAUAGGUCCUUCAAGCCAGCACUGGAGCCACUCUGUGGACGAUGCAGACUACUUGGAGCCCCCCCAACCGCUCAAAUCGGACUUCAACAGCAUCAACUAUGUUAAAAUGCCAAUUCCACAUAUGCCACGCCACAUGCCAAUGCAGGGAAGCUGUCUGAAACAGUGCGCGUGCUGCCCUCCAGCAAACCCACGCGGACGCGAUAAUUAUUGUCAUCAAGACCCGGGUUACCCAGCAGGUCGACACCAGGAGCCUCAACCCCACCAGAAAAUGAAUCUCUCUCAAAAUGGGCACCAACUUAAAGGUGCUCUAAAUGGUCACUGUGGUUCUGCGGCUCCCUAUGCAACGCCUCCUCUAGACGUGAUGCAUGAGGUCAGCGUGGGUUGCUCCGACCUUGCAGGCGCAGGAUCAGGCACGAAGGAGAUCAGGAGGACCAUCAGUCUUCCCGAGGAGUGCAGAAAUGUUUUUAUCACAUAUUCAGUGGACAUAGCCAAGGAAAUGUUCAUUUUUGUUAAAUUUCUCGUGGGCCAAGGCUUCAGACCCUCACUCGACAUGUUUGACAGUUCAAUCCGAAACAUGGGUAUCAACCAAUGGAUGGACCGUUUUCUGAAUGAUAAAUCAGUGCUGAUCAUUGUGGCCAUCAGCCCCAAGUACAAAGCGGAUGUGGAAGGAGAUGGAGUCGAUGAGCAUGGCCUGCACACCAAGUACAUCCACAACCAGAUUCAAAAUGAGUACAUCCAGCAAGGCUGCCUGAACUUCAGACUGGUUCCUGUGAUGUUUCCCAAUGCAGCCAAGAUUCAUGUACCCAGCUGGCUUCAGAGUACCAGAAUCUACCGUUGGCCCCAGGACACCCAGGAUUUGCUUCUGCGUCUCUUAAGGGAGGAGCGCUACAUCAUCCCACACCGGAGUGCUGACCUCACCCUCACGUUCCGUCCUGUCUGA
Pelmatolapia mariae (spotted tilapia) is the source of this 1260-nucleotide messenger RNA. RefSeq names its product TRAF3 interacting protein 2a (gene traf3ip2a). The transcript is spliced from 9 exons. NCBI's taxonomy places the organism in Eukaryota, Metazoa, Chordata, Actinopteri, Cichliformes, Cichlidae. The record is from RefSeq and is a predicted model, not a curated record. Gene Ontology annotation, biological process: humoral immune response; positive regulation of canonical NF-kappaB signal transduction. Bases 1 to 1260 code for a protein of 419 amino acids.